Messenger RNA from Seminavis robusta, 3632 nucleotides. The record is from the annotation of a GenBank genome assembly. NCBI's taxonomy places the organism in Eukaryota, Bacillariophyta, Bacillariophyceae, Naviculales, Naviculaceae.
GUAACACCCAUCGAUCACCUCUGCUGCCACAACAAACAAACAACAACAACGAGGUAGACAAAGCAACCCAUGUCAAUGGCCCAACAAGAGACUCUAGUAGAGGAAAGCAACAACAACAACCAAGAGAAGUAGAUCGACUUGAUCAGGAGAGAGGUACUAGCUAGUAGCACAGUUCAAUAGAACGUCAACAAUUUGCCUGAACGUUAGAAUCAAAAAAUCAAAGCGACAAGCAACACAGUCUUGACGCCAAUCAUGACUCAACCAUCAGGAGACGACAACGACGACGAAGCAGCGGCGGCUUUAGAGGCUCCCAAACAAGAGCAAAAGGCGGCUGCUGCCAAGAAGGAAACAGCAGAAGACAAGGAGGAAGGAGACGAUAAUGGCGAGUCUUCCAGCACCAGCAGUAGCCAAGGACAGGGCAGUGGUGAAGGCUACACGGCUGAUUGCUCGUCAGAUGCUUCAUCAGACCUCUCAGGCUCUGCCAAGAAGAAGGAGAAGAAAGAGAAGAAGGAUAACAUCAUCCUCUCUGUCAACAAUCUUUCGCUAGAGGAUGGUAGCAAUGGCGCCGAUGCCAACGGUGCUGCUGCAAAAGGAACGGAAGGUGAGAAGACUAAGAAGAACAGCAAGACUGACGCUGGAAAGGGAAAGAAUGGGAGCUCAAAGCCUCCUCCUGGAUCACAAGCAGGACAGGAAGGAAACAAGAAGGACAAGCCAAACAAAAAGGACAAGAAGAAAAGGCGAAGGAGUUCAACUGCUAAAGCAGAAACUGCAACCGACAACCCUGCCAAUGAUGGGGCUGACAGUGAUAGCGACAUGUCUGAUACCCUCGAGGAUGGCAUGAUGCCACUUGCACAAUGGAAUGGAGUGCAAGUUGUCCAUCCAAUGGACCCUCGGAUAGAUAUUAGCAAGGUUGGAUACUUGCACGGAUCUCCAGUCCCACGAAGCGGCCAUGACGGUCAGCCAAAGCAGGAGGAAGCGCCGUCCCUAGAGCACUACGUACAGCUUAUGGAGGUUGUUCGUCCCUUUUUCAACUCUUACGGCCUUGUUGAUGAACAGAGUCCCCAGGUGCCAUCAGAGGCAGGUCUUCCUCGGGGGAACCCACUGGCUGCAAUGCCAUCAAACAUAACACAGCCAGCCAGCAGCAGCAUGCCAGAUUACCGAGCAGGAGCGUCAGGAGAAGACUCCAGAACAUCCACUUCACUCUCGUGCACACGAAGUUCCUCGUCGCAGUCAUCUCACAGCGGGAGACGGCAGAGGAACGCACCAUUGCACCUCUUGAGCCAUCAAGAUGUUGCCACCAAUGCCCCAAAGCCACCCCAAGUACCGCUGCAACUGGCGGCACGCCAACGACCUCUGGCCGCAGCGGCUGCGGCUGAGUUCUACGCACCCGAUGAUGAUCCAGCAGAAGAUGAUGAGGAGGAUGACAGUGAUACAUCGUCAAUGGUUGUCUUGGCACGCACCAAGAGAAAGCAUAAACAGCCAUCAUUCGAGCCCCAGUCCAGUCAAGAAGAUAGCAUCGGCAGCAUUCGGGAUCAUCCCAGCGACACGGCCCGACGUGACGCAGAUCGAGCUGCUGCAGAGGCUGGCGGAGCCAAUGACCAAGUGGAUAUGGAUGACGACGAAGAUGACCGCAAACCGGCGGCGAGACCGCAGGCACCACGACAGCAAGAAGAAGCUCCAAAUCAGAACCAAGACGAGGAGCUUCCUCCUCCAGACGACGAUGAAGCGGCUCAAGCAGGCAAUGCAUCUUCUUCAUCUUCGUCGGAUCAAAGAAUACAGCCAGGCCCUCCAGCAAAUCAGCCAAGACACAACUAUGCUGAUGUUGCGCAUGUUGUAAGUGAAUCAGCAAGCAACACCAACACCACAACGUCUGGUUCUGGAAGUGGGAGUGGAAGUGGUGCCAACAGUGGCAGCAACCAAGGCAGUUCUGGAAGUGGCAAUGGUAGUUCUGGUAGUGGAAACGGUAGCUCAGGAAGUGGAAACGAAGGGAAGGGCAGCAGUGAAGAUGCAGGUAACAAAGAGGAGGUUGGGGGUGCCAGCAAUUCCAACUCGGAAGAUGUGAACUCUGAUGACAAACAGCUGAUUCAUAAGAAGGAAAUUGCUCACCCCGUUGCGGCGCAAAGACAUGGUGCGAGUGCCGUGGCUGACGGAGGAGCGAACGAUCCUAUGAAACUGGACGCUCCCAGCCCUCAAGCUCCAAGUGACCAAAACAUUGCAGCCCGGGAACGGAAGUUGCAGGAUAAGAAGCGGAAGAGAAUGAAUAUGCGACGAGAGUAUGAAGAGAAGGUUCAACAAGAGAUGGAGUCUUCCGAGAGCAGCGCUGCCAAGAAUGUGGUCUUCUUGAGACCGGGCAGACCUGUUACGCUCGACAAAGUCUUGUCAUUCACGAAGAUUGCAAGAAUGGUCAUCCAAGCUGGUCCACCGUUCCUUGUGGUACACACGAACGCGGCCUACACUCGACUGACGGGCAUCGAUGCACACGCUGCCGUGGGCAAACCCGUGUCGACUUUGCUUGCCGUGCAAGAGCCUUCUUCAAUGAAUCGAGCAGGCGAUGCUGCCAUCGAAAACGUUGCUCGAGCUCCCAGCAAUGCAAAUCUAAACCAAGCAGCCGUCCCUGGAGGGGUUCGCCAGAAUCAACUGGGUGCCUUCCAGGUCGAAACCAUGAACAGUUUUCAGCGUCAAGGCCAGUCACAUGCGGAGGCAGAAGAAGCAGGAAGAGCCAGAGCGGCCCAGGCUAGUCAGAAUGAUUCAGGGAACAUCAAUUUGGAGAGACUGGUAGCUGCUUGCGGCUUCGGCAAGUACCUCGUCUUGCAUGCGCGAUCUCGUCCCCACCAUAUGGUUGGCCGAAAUGUUACCUUCGUAACGAAAACAGGGCCAGCCGGGAGCUCUCUGCCUCCCGCAGCUGCUGCUUCGGCUCCAGCUGUCCACAGUAUGCGCAAACUUGAUGAUGGUAGCAGCGACACAAGCCUCACAAGUAACUUUGAGGGCCCAUUCGAUUUCCUGAAAUGUCGAUCUUCUAUAUCACCAAUACUUUCUGAUACAAUUGACUCCGCUGUGGUUACUGACACAAAUCAGGAGCCGCACAGUCACAAAAACAAGCGUCGAAAGCAUCAUCAUCACCACCACCAUGGCAGCACGGAACAGCAAGGAUCUGCGAAUGCAUCAAUGUCCGGUGGUCAUCCCCACAACCAUCUUCGACGGGGGCUAUCAAGCAAGGACUCGGUGAUGAUUCCGAAGCGAUACCAGCAAUGCAUUACCCACUACGCCAUUCAGUUGGAGCUUUUUGACGACAGCAAAGAGCUGAACGACGAGUCGAAGUCUUCCAGUUCUACUUCCGUUGAGGCCAAUCUGCUUGGGUUGACAAAAGCAGAGCUUCGGCGACAGCGCCAAGCGGCUCAAACCGGACAGCAUGGGACCUCGCAAGAAGAGUCAGAGCAACGACAGCAACAGGAGGACGACGACGAGAUGGCCUCUGAGACAACAGAGGGGACCGCGCCGGUUACGGCGGUUGGGUGAGAAUGGGGGAUACUCAUCUUUCGGUUUUACAAUGGACACAUGUUUCCAUACGCACCGUACACUACUAGAUAGACUGUAUGCUAGAUUAAGUAAUGGUGAUUCCUCAUUAUGCUAUC